GCUGACAAGGCUCAACGAAUUCAGCGUUUGUCGCAGAAAGAACUGGAGAGACUAGCGUACAUGACUGAAGGAUAUUCUGGAGCGGAUCUGACGAAUCUUGCCAAGGAUGCGUCGAUGCAAGCCAUUCGGGAAUUCGACACCAGAAGGUUCAGUAAAAUAUCCCAGGAUCAAAUCCGUCCCAUAAGUUUCAAAGACUUUGAAAUGGCGAUGAAACGGAUUCAACCUUCUGUGCCAAAAGAUAGUCGAGCCAAGUACGAAGCGUGGAACCAACGUUUCGGAGAUGCUUCUUGAGAGGCGGAUUCUUCUUCUUUGGAUCCGUUCCUUUUUUUAAACGCGUUGGAUUCUCUUUGUUCAAUCGGAUUCCGUGAUUUUCAUUCGUGGAUGUGAAGGGGAUUAUCGGAGGGAAGCAGUUUUUCUGUGGUCUGCGAUUUGUGAUGAUGAUGAUGCCUUGCAUUCCUCCUGUCGAGGAAGCUUAAUUUUAAUUUUUUGGAAUAAAUUUUUUAUGGCUAAUAUAUAUA
Notodromas monacha is the source of this 518-nucleotide messenger RNA. NCBI's taxonomy places the organism in Eukaryota, Metazoa, Arthropoda, Ostracoda, Podocopida, Cyprididae. The record is from the annotation of a GenBank genome assembly.